Messenger RNA from Puccinia graminis f. sp. tritici CRL 75-36-700-3, 1152 nucleotides. RefSeq lists its product as uncharacterized. The transcript has 3 exons. Lineage: Eukaryota; Fungi; Basidiomycota; Pucciniomycetes; Pucciniales; Pucciniaceae. Gene Ontology annotation, molecular function: 3'-5' DNA helicase activity; four-way junction helicase activity. Gene Ontology annotation, cellular component: chromosome; cytoplasm. Gene Ontology annotation, biological process: double-strand break repair via homologous recombination. Bases 1 to 1152 code for a protein of 383 amino acids. The record is from RefSeq and is a predicted model, not a curated record.
AUGGGAAGAUCGGAGGUCGUCUGCUUACUCGGAAUAACAAGCCCGAUCCUACUGAUGUCUGCAACCUGCAGGCCGGUGGCAAUGGAAGGCAUCAAGAAAAGUCUAAAACUGGAGGAUCACAACCUAGAGAUUGUCCAAGCGGAACUCACCCGACCCGAAUUGCGCAUCAUCCGUGUUCCGAUUACUUCUUCUAUGGCUAAGGGCUUAGAGCUGUCGCGAUACUUCCCAUCGGUUGCCGAUGUGCCCGAUGCUUUUGUGGUACCCACCCUGAUUUAUAGCUCAACUCGCAAUCGGACAUUACAUGUGAUGACCGCUUUGGAUGUUGCUCGGAAGACACCUGGGAGCUCGUUGAGACCCAAUUCGACUUUUGUCCGCCGUUUUCAUUCGUGCACUGGGGAGAAGGACAAGAUUAAACUGAUUGAAGAUUUCGGAAAUGGAGAGUUGCCUGUCAUCUCUUGUACAAUGGCGUUGGGGAUGGGCCAAAACUGGUCCAGAGUGCGAUGUGUGAUUCAAAUGGGGCGGGCUGAGCCUUCGGCGAUCUGCCAGAUGAUUGGGAGAGCCGGACGAGAUGGAAGAGCGGGCCUGGCUAUCAUCUUUGUGGAGAAGACCCGGAAAAAUGGGAAGAACAAGGUCGCCGCUUUUACUAAACCUGACAGUCAGGGGGAUACCGAUCGAAUGGACGCUUUGGCAGUGACACCGGUUUGUCUGAGGAUUGCGUUUGCGGUGGACAAUGCACUUGGAUACAUUCCAUUGUCAGUUGAUGACCCAUCUUACAAGAUCGAGAAGGCACGGGAAGAAGCCGAGCAAUUUGUGAAAUGCAAAUGCUCUAAUUGCAUGCCACAGGCGGCGGAGGGAUUAAUGAAGAACUUCAGCCAAAUGACAACCAAUAACAUGGAUACUUUCAUGGACGAGGAUUGGUCUGAUCAUGUACAAGAGAAAAGAAGCAACAAGAGAAAAGGCCAUCCCAACCCCUCAGAGGACAUCGAUCGUUUGAAGCGAGUGAAGCUGACCGAUGACCUUGCGACCAUCUUGAAGGCACGCCUUCGAACCAAUUUCGAUGAAUUCUUUGAUAGUACAGUGAAGAAUAAGUCGUUGUUUGGGCCUGAAGAUCUGUUUGGGGACCUAGAGAUAGCCUCUAUUAGGCGGCCUUGA